Messenger RNA from Xyrauchen texanus (razorback sucker), 3474 nucleotides. RefSeq names its product U2 snRNP-associated SURP domain containing (gene u2surp). Gene Ontology annotation, biological process: RNA processing. Gene Ontology annotation, molecular function: RNA binding. The transcript is spliced from 26 exons. Gene Ontology annotation, cellular component: nucleus. Bases 19 to 2943 code for a protein of 974 amino acids. The record is from RefSeq and is a predicted model, not a curated record. NCBI's taxonomy places the organism in Eukaryota, Metazoa, Chordata, Actinopteri, Cypriniformes, Catostomidae.
UGCACAGUGUCGGGCAAAAUGGCGGACAAAACGCCAGGUGGGGCACAUAAAGCCAACUCAAAGGCUUUAUCAGAAAAUAAGUUAAAGGCAUUUAGUAUUGGCAAGAUGGCAGUUUCAAAAAGAAUACUAAGUAAAAAAGAGCAAGAUGAACUCAAGAAGAAGGAGGACGAAAGAGCCGCUGCAGAGAUCUAUGAAGAAUUUCUUGCUGCUUUUGAGGGAGGCGAAGGAAAAGUGAAGACUUUUGUCCGUGGUGGUAUUGCCAAUGCCACAAAAGAGGAAGCGGUAAACGAUGAUAAGAAAGGAAAGCUUUACAAACCGAAGUCAAGGAUUCUGGAGACAAAAAGUUUUUUACCUUUGGAAACUCCACAGUUUUUAGCUGUAGACAAGCGCAAUGCAUCGAAGAAGGGAGACAAAGAAAAGAAAAAGAGCAACCUUGAACUCUUCAAAGAAGAACUAAAACAAAUACAGGAAGAGCGUGAUGAACGUCACAGGUUGAAGGGCCGCGUCAGUCGUUUUGAGCCUCUUUCCACAACGGAAGGAAGGCGAUCCUUGGAUGGUUCUUCACGAAGAAACCGUCCAUCCAGUGUUUUGGAUGAUUCGGCUCCUGGCUCACAUGAUGUUGGUGAUCCAACAACUACAAAUCUUUAUUUGGGGAACAUAAACCCACAGAUGAACGAGGAGAUGCUCUGUCAGGAAUUUGGUCGCUAUGGUCCAUUAGCCAGUGUGAAAAUCAUGUGGCCUAGGACUGAUGAGGAAAGGGCCAGAGAGAGGAACUGUGGCUUUGUUGCCUUCAUGACGAGGAGAGAUGCUGAACGUGCACUUAAGCAUUUAAAUGGCAAAAUGAUAAUGAAUUUUGAAAUGAAACUGGGAUGGGGCAAAGGUGUACCAAUUCCACCUCACCCAAUAUAUAUUCCACCGUCUAUGAUGGAGCACACCCUUCCGCCACCACCCUCUGGACUUCCUUUCAAUGCCCAGCCCAAAGAAAGACUGAAGAACCCCAAUGCUCCUAUGCCUCCCCCUCCAAAGAGCAAAGACGAGUUUGAGAAGACUCUGUCGCAAGCCAUAGUCAAAGUGGUUAUCCCAACAGAAAGGAAUUUGCUCUCUCUCAUCCAUCGAAUGAUCGAGUUUGUGGUGCGUGAGGGACCCAUGUUUGAGGCUAUGAUCAUGAACAGAGAGAUCAACAAUCCGCUCUACAGGUUUUUAUUUGAAAAUCAAAGUCCAGCUCACGUCUAUUACCGGUGGAAGUUAUACACUAUAUUACAGGGCGAAUCUCCUACCAAAUGGAAAACUGAGGACUUCAGAAUGUUUAAGAACGGGUCUUUUUGGCGACCACCUCCUCUCAACCCAUAUUUACAUGGCACUCCCGAAGAUGAAGAACUUGAAGAAGUUGUUGAUGAUGAUGAUGAUGAUGAUGAAGAAACCAGUAAGAAGGGUGCAUUGAAAGACGAUGAGAGGGAUAAACUGGAGGAGAUGUUGCGAGGUCUCACACCAAGGAAGAGUGACAUAGCUGAAGCCAUGCUCUUCUGCCUGUUGCGUGCUGAUGCUGCCGAGGAGAUUGUGGAAUGCAUCGCUGAGUCUCUGUCCAUACUUAAAACCCCUUUGCCAAAGAAGAUUGCAAGAUUAUAUUUGGUGUCAGAUGUGCUGUAUAACUCCUCUGCAAAAGUUGCUAAUGCCUCAUAUUACAGAAAAUUCUUUGAAACAAAACUCUGUCAGAUAUUUUCUGAUCUCAAUGCCACUUAUAAAACAAUACAGGGCCACUUACAAUCAGAGCAUUUCAAGCAACGAGUAAUGUCCUGUUUCCGUGCAUGGGAAGACUGGGCAGUGUAUCCUGAUCCUUUCCUGAUUAAACUGCAGAACAUUUUCCUGGGGCUUGUGAGUCUCGAUCCAGAGAAGGAGAUUGGAGAGCCAGAGCCAGAGCAACCAGAAAAAACAGAGGACAUCGAUGGUGCUCCUAUUGUGGAGGAGGAGCUGGAUGGUGCUCCUCUGGACGAUGUGGAUGGCACACCCAUCGAUGGAGCACCAAUUGAUGGAGCGCCAAUUGACGAUCUGGAUGGAGUGCCCAUCAAGGGAGCAGAAGAUGAUCUAGAUGGUGUUCCUUUAGAUCACUCUGGGCAAAAAACUGAUUUUAAAGUAGCCCCAUCAAAAUGGGAGGCAGUAGAUGGUGCCGCUUUGGAGGCUCAAGCUGUAACCACAUCAAAAUGGGAAGUAUUUGAUCUGCCAGAUGAAUCAGAAAAAAGUAAAGAGAGAACAAAACAUGAAGCUGAGAGCAAAGACUCUUUGAAGAGCUCCAGCUCAACAGAACAGCAAUCUUACUCUAAUCCUGUUAGAGAAGAAUAUGAUUCAAAGUCUGCAAAAUUUUCUGAGAUGAGCGAGGAAAAACGUGCCAAAUUGCGAGAAAUUGAGCUUAAAGUCAUGAAGUUUCAAGAUGAGCUUGAAUCUGGAAAACGACCCAAAAAAUCUGGACAGAGUAUUCAAGAACAAGUAGAGCUCUAUCGGGACAAGUUACUACAGAGGGAGAAGGAGAAAGAGACAGAAAAAGACAAGGAGAAAGAAAAGGAGAGAAAAGACAAAGACAAAUCUGAUGUGUCACACAAAGAGAAGGACAAAGAAGAAUCUACACCAAGUAGAAAAGAAAAAAAACGGAGGCACAGUCCCACCCCCAGCCCCACUCGAAGUAGCAGCAGUAGACGUGGCAGGUCACCUUCACCACGAUCAGAGCGCUCUGAUAGAUCGUAUGCAAAGGAGAGUAUUCGGUCUUCUUACAAAGACUCUCCAAGAGACAGCAAUCGGAAGUCAUCUAAAAGGUCUCCUUCCCCACCUAGAACACCCAAAAGGUCACGCAGGUCCAGAUCAAGAACGCCCAAAAAAUCCUCAAAGAAAUCCAGAUCUCGGUCGCGAUCGCCUCACCGUUCUCACAAGAAAUCUAAAAAAAGCAAACACUGAGACUGCUGACUAUAAUGAAAAUAUGCCUGGAUUGUCUUUUGUGCCUCAUCUGUCCUUUAAAUCAGUGUGAGAGACAUUCCCUUCUUCACCUCCUCUCCUUUUGAAACUCGCUCACAUUGGCACAAGAACAAUGUGUAACAUUACAAGGGCAAUCUAUGGGGUGUUUUAUAAUGUAAUUUUGCUGACAGCUUCCUUUGAUGUUCAGGGUGUCAGAAAAUAAAAUAACUACAGUUGUUGGGGCAGUCCUAAAUCAAGAUGAAAACUAGUCUUAUUUUUUUUUUUUUUUCUUUCUUUUUUUUUUCAUGGUUUUUAGAUCCCUUGAAACUGACUUAAAUUAAAAUAGUGUAAAUUUCAGUUGUAUGGAUGUUUGCUUUUCAAUAAAGACACAAUUUAUGUGACCUCUUUGAAAUACCUCAGUGUUUGCUCAGAUACAUUGUAGAUAAACAAGUUCUCUGCAUUAAAACAUUUUAUAAAAAUUGUGAAAAGAUAUAAAGGCAAUAUCUUGAAAGUUAUAUAUAUUGGAUAAUUCAC